Dendrobium catenatum is the source of this 1834-nucleotide messenger RNA. RefSeq names its product polyadenylate-binding protein RBP45. Bases 177 to 1487 code for a protein of 436 amino acids. Lineage: Eukaryota; Viridiplantae; Streptophyta; Magnoliopsida; Asparagales; Orchidaceae. Gene Ontology annotation, molecular function: mRNA binding. The transcript has 7 exons. Gene Ontology annotation, cellular component: cytosol. The record is from RefSeq and is a predicted model, not a curated record.
ACCCUCCCUCCUCACGGUCCCGUGCCCUUCCUGGUGGCUAGGGUUUCUUCUCUCGCCGAACCCUUUCCUGCUCCUUCUCCUUAUCUUACUAGGGUUAGAUUUUGUAUUCUCCGGAGGAUUUUUCAGGCUUGCCUUUUGCUUGGUUUAGGGUUUUAUCCUUCUCCUACGUUCCCAGGAUGAUGCAGCCACAGCCGAUGAAUCAGCAACACAUGCAGAAUUCGGCGAUUCCUGUGCCGCAACAGCAGUGGGCGAUGAUGCAGCAGGCUCCUCAUGCUCUUCACGCGCAGUAUCCACAGGCCCAGCCUCCGACAAUGUGGAAUCAGCAGCCGUCGCAGAUCCCUCCACCGGUGCAGGUGCCGGCGCCACAGCAGCAUCAGCUCCCUCCGCAGCACAUGUCGCAUUACGCGCCACAGACCGGCGGGAUGACUACAGGACAGAUGCAGCAGCAGCAGCCGUCUCAGGGGUCUUCUGAUGAGAUUCGGACACUUUGGGUAGGGGAUUUGCAGUAUUGGAUGGAUGAGAACUAUAUCUACAAUUGUUUUGCUCAGACCGGAGAGGUUUUAUCUGUGAAAAUAAUUCGUAAUAAGCACACCCAACAAUCAGAGGGUUAUGGUUUUAUUGAGUUUGCAUCUCGUUCAAUGGCACAACAAGUUCUUCAGACAUAUAAUGGUCAGAUGAUGCCUAACACUGAGCAGCCCUUCAGAUUAAAUUGGGCCUCAUUGGGGACAGGUGAGAGACGAGGGGACGAUGGUUCUGAUUAUACGAUAUUUGUUGGUGACUUAGCUUCAGAUGUUACGGAUUACCUCUUACAAGAAACAUUCAAAACUCGCUAUCCCUCUGUUAAGGGGGCCAAAGUUGUCACAGAUAGAGCAACUGGACGUUCGAAAGGUUACGGUUUUGUUAAGUUCGGAGAUUUAAAUGAGCAGACUCAUGCUAUGACUGAAAUGAACGGAGCUUUUUGUUCUUCAAGGCCCAUGAGGAUUGGUGCUGCAUCUAACAAGAAUAAUGCAGGUAUUCAGCAGCAAAAUCCUACAAAAGCAUCUUACCAAUCUCAACCAGGAACUGAUUCUGAGAAUGAUCCAAAUAAUACCACUAUAUUUGUUGGUGGUCUUGAUUCAAGUGUUACUGAUGAUCUCUUACGGCAAGUAUUUAGCCCAUAUGGGGAAUUGGUUCAUGUGAAAAUUCCUGUUGGAAAACGUUGUGGAUUUGUUCAAUUUUCAAACAGAGGAAAUGCAGAAGAGGCCCUUCAGAUGCUAAAUGGAACUCCUUUGGGUGGUCAGAAUAUUCGACUUUCAUGGGGUCGAACUCCUGCAAAUAAGCAGUCACAACAGGAGCAAAACCAAUGGAAUGGUAAUUAUUAUGGAUAUUCUCAGGGCUAUAAUGCAUAUGGAUAUGCCCCACCGCAACAAGAUCCGAACAUGUAUGCAUAUGCAUCGUACCAGGGGUAUGGAAAUUAUCAACAGCAGUCAAAUCAACCGCAGCAGUGAUACUCUGCCUGCAGCAGAAAUGAAUUUGCCUGCCAUUGGACUCGAAUUAUUGCGAGGAAGGAUGUUGGGGAGCGGUGGACUUCGGCGAGGAGCUGCGUAAAAUUUAUAUUUUGCACCUUUUAAUUUUGUUUCCUUUCUCUGUUUAAAAAUGGAAUCUUAUUUAUGCUGUGUGCUAAUCUGCCAUAUUACCGACAUGGUGCUUUAUUGCAUGCGACGAGUGAAGUUUCUCUUUUUUCUGUUUGAGAUAUUUACUGCUUUUCCUACUCGAGUGUUUGAUUGUAUUAUUAGAUUGAGCAGAAUUUGAGGUAUGGUUCUGGUUAUAUGAAUAUAUUACUAGUACACUCUCA